Molecule: messenger RNA, 1863 nt
Organism: Alternaria atra
Lineage: Eukaryota; Fungi; Ascomycota; Dothideomycetes; Pleosporales; Pleosporaceae
Exons: 1
Coding region: 1-1863 (620 amino acids)
Source: RefSeq, a predicted model, not a curated record
AUGGCCGCAUCCACUGCUACGCUCGGCGAGCUGUCCGAGCAUCUGCAAAAGGUCGACCAAGAUCCUACCACUCCACUCGACACAGAUCUACUUGAGCGCUGCGAGCUCUCUACCAAUACCCCAGAAUACCGUAACCAGAUAUGGAAAGAGACAAGAUCACUUUUUCUGCAGAUAGCAGCCUUGCUACCUAAGCUUCAACAAGACCCUAACCCCCUCACACAUUUCAUCAUCAAGUUGGCUGAGCCAUACCGGUUCGACGACAUCAAGGACAUCAACUUCGAGAUCGGUCUGGAUCUACAGGCUACUCCGUUCCAUAGCCUCAUCCUUACACUGCUCGAGAAGGCCAACACAAGUAGUAACGAUGCCCAGACACUUGCGAAUCGACCGGCAGUCAUAUUGGCGAUUGUCCGUCUGUGGCUGUGCACCCAAGAUGCGGGAGUUGCAACCCAGGCCGAGGAUCUCCUUACCUCAUUACUCCAAGUGUCGAAGAACGAACCUGUGUCAAUAGAUGGCAAGUCGUCCCUACACAUGUAUGGCUCUGGUCCUAUGUGGAGGCGCCUGUUCAGUGAUCGGGACAUCAGCUCGCUGUACUACCAUUACACAUCGCUCAAGCAGCUCACAUCGCCACCUCUCCCACUUCUGGAGAAGCGCGAUAGGACCAUUUCGCAAGCCAGACUAUUAUCGUGGCUACCACGCGUUGUCGCUAUGGACUGGAAUGCUGUAGCAUCCGCGUACGGUCUCGAUGCUGAACGGGAGGUCGGACUAAAGGAAGAUCAGGGCCUACUUCACUAUGCUGUGCUGAAGAUGGUCGACACUGAGGACGACAUGCUCAUGCAUAUGACCCUACUCCAAUUCUACAGCGUACUAAUCACUACAGUCAAGACAAACCCCCAUCUCUCACACUAUGAUUCAAGUCUUGCUCUAGAUUUCUUGAAAGAGGAAGGCGUACACAAAGGCAUCGUCGACUUCCAUACCUCGGAAAACCCCAGCCUCGACCACUCUUUCUUAAGCAGUCGGACAGCACAAUAUAUUAGUGACUACGCAUCGCAUUACCCCGAGAACUUCGAGAAGAGCAAUGAGAUGCCUAUCAUCCGAAACUACGUUCACCGCAACAUCCGCAAGUGCGAGGCAAGCGAUCUCAACAUCAUCGCCUCAAUGCCUCGAUCAACACUCAUACCACGAAGGGCUUCGGGACUUGCCUGGGACGAUUGUGUCAUCGUAGACAUGCCAAUUACUCGGACAAACCAAGAUGCGCUCAAAACACUAGCAACCAUCUUCCACGGCCCGCCAAAAGAAGAAAUCACAUUCCCACAAAUCGAAACUAUCGGUUCCGAUACCAUGCGCACGCAAACUGAAGCAGCAUACGCUCGCCUCCUCACCGCCCUCUUCUACAGCAAGAAGCCAAACAUGUUCGCCGAUAUAACCACACACAUGGAAACCAUCGCCAUGAAGGAAAAUGCCCUCGCAGCCUUGACCCUCGUCGGCGCCCUCAUCACUUCAUCUUGGUCCACCGAACCCCUCCCAGACAUACCUACAAACGAUCCAACAUACGCUCGUCUAAACGCCUUCCCUAAAACCGGCGUCGACGUAGUCCUGGACCCUACUAUCAGCGGCGGCGUUCUUCCUUCACUGCUCAAACCAGCGACUACCUUCUCGAACCUCGUUGGUGGGCGCGGUGAUGCGGAGAAUGCGGCUUAUAUAGUUGCGACGGCCAAGUUUGAGGUGUUGAAGACGUUGGGGAGGAAGUUGGAGCAGGACGGUGGGAGGCAGGAUGUUUUGGCCAUGGUUCGGAGGAGGGUUGGGGAUGGCGUUUGGGGCGAUAGUGGGAAUGUGGGAAGUAGGAUUGGGACGUUGGAGAUGUAG